GUAUUCAACAAGACAUCGAAACAUAUAGUUAUAGCUUGUAAGAUUUCGACCAAAAUUGGUCGAGGGUUCGUAUAAUCUUGUAAUAGGAGAAAGGGUUAGUUGUAGUACAUAUGGAGAUAUUCAUAGUCUUGCAUUUGCUAGCAAUUUUCCUCUUUGGUGGGGUGAUUGAUUCUACCCAUGCCCUGGUGCAUAAACGUACCUUUGUGGUGGCUGAUACUCCCUACAACAAGCUGUGCAGCAGCAAGAGCAUAUUGACAGUAAAUGGACAGUUUCCAGGGCCAACUAUAUAUGCCACUGAGGGAGACACAAUUGUCAUUGAAGUUAUCAACAGAGCAACUGAAAACAUAACUAUUCAUUGGCAUGGAGUCAAACAGCCAAGGUAUCCGUGGUCGGACGGCCCCGAGUAUGUAACUCAGUGCCCGAUUCAGCCCGGAACUAGGUUUAACCAAAAGAUAGUGCUCUCGGACGAGAUUGGGACUUUGUGGUGGCAUGCCCACAGCGAUUGGUCACGAGCGACGGUACAUGGUGCACUUAUUGUCUAUCCCAGAAAGAAAAAUGACUAUCCCUUUCCGGUACCUGAUGCAGAAGUUCCAAUUAUAUUAGGGGAGUGGUGGAAAAGUGACAUACGGGAAGUUCUAAGUGAAUUUCUACAAAGUGGAGGGGACCCAAACAUCUCUGAUGCUUUUCUCAUCAAUGGCCACCCCGGUGAUUUGUACGCAUGCUCAAAACGAGACACAUUCAAGCUGACAGUGGACUACGGCAAGAGAUACUUACUACGGAUGGUGAAUGCAGUGAUGAACAACAUCAUGUUUGUCAGAAUCGCCAACCACAACAUCACCGUUGUCGGAUCAGACGGCGCCUACACGAAACCGUUCACCAGUGACUAUAUCGCCAUAUCCCCUGGACAAACCAUCGACUUCUUGUUAGAAGCUAACCAAAAACCUAGUCACUACUACAUGGCUGCCCGCGUCUAUGCUGCCGCGGGAACCUACGACAACACGACCACAACUGCUAUAGUCGAAUACAGCGGAAACUACACCCGGCCGUCGUCCCCAUUGCUUCCACCCCUUCCUGCAAUAAACGACACAUUCUCGUCAGCCAAUUUCACAGGCAGACUCAGAAGCCUGGCCGACAAAAACCACCCGAUAGACGUACCCCUUAAAGCGAAAACCAUCCUGUUCUUCACGCUUUCCAUCAACCUACGGCCUUGCGCGAACAACAGCUGCGAAGGGCCAUUUGGAGAACGGCUCUUGGCGAGUGUGAAUAACAUAACGUUUCAGCUGCCGAGGAUUGCGAUUCUCCAAGCUUACUAUAACCGAAUAAGGGGUGUUUAUGGGGAUGAUUUUCCUAAAGAUCCACCCGUGGCUUAUAACUACACGGCGGCUGUUAUUCCCCGGGACCUGUGGACGCCCGAGAACGGGACGGAGGUGAGAGUUCUUGAGUAUAAUACGACGGUGGAGCUCGUUUUCCAGGGUACAAAUACGGUUGCUGGAAUCGAUCAUCCCAUGCACUUGCAUGGACAUAGUUUCUAUGUGGUUGGAUGGGGAUUCGGAAACUUUGAUAAAGAUAAGGAUCCUUUGAACUAUAAUCUUGUCGACCCUCCACUUCAGAAUACUAUUGCAGUUCCUAGAAAUGGUUGGACAGCUAUUAGAUUCAGGGCAGAUAAUCCAGGUGUUUGGUUGAUGCACUGCCAUUUCGAGAGGCAUAUAAGCUGGGGAAUGGGGAUGGUAUUCAUUACUAGAAAUGGAAAGGGCCGAGAUGCCAGAAUACGUCCUCCACCUCCAGAUUAUCCAAGAUGCUGAGAUUAAGCAAUGGGCUUAAUUGUAUUUCUUACUCCGUAAUAUUAUUGUGGUCUUUUGGUAUUUUGAUUCUGUAAUUUGUUAGGGUAGUAAUUAAUCCUGUACCCUUUUAAUUUUUAUGAUUUUUGGAUAAAAUUGGUUGAAAUUUUGAUGUCAUUUUCCGACCAAUUUAAACUAUCCUAAAAUCAAGAAAUUAAAAAAGGUAAAGGACUAUUUUACAAUUCUAAUAAAUUACAGGAUUAAAAUAUGAAAUAACUAUAGUUACUGGAUUAAAAGUAAUUAAACCUUAAGUAAUAAUGGCUCUAUAAGUUAAUUAAGGGAAAAUAAGAAUCACGAUUUAGUGAUUUGUGCAUUAUAGAAUUUCUUGGUUCGACAUUCGGGCAUGACCUGAGAACAUAUGUAUUUUCAUCUGGUGGAAAGGUGUCUGAAGAAGUACGCUUUUUCAUUUUCAUUCGUUUGUAAGGAAAUAAUUCUUGUAAACUUUGUGUUGGAAAUCGCUGUGUACGAGCAAACAAAGAUUUUGUU
Molecule: messenger RNA, 2324 nt
Organism: Sesamum indicum (sesame)
Lineage: Eukaryota; Viridiplantae; Streptophyta; Magnoliopsida; Lamiales; Pedaliaceae
Product: laccase-14
Biological process (GO): lignin catabolic process
Cellular component (GO): apoplast
Molecular function (GO): hydroquinone:oxygen oxidoreductase activity; copper ion binding
Source: RefSeq, a predicted model, not a curated record